AUGAGUUUUCGCCAAUUGAACCAUAAAUUCAAAACCGUCGAAGGGAUCCGCAUUCACUACGUCACAGCCGGAACUAAAGGUAAUGGACAACCCCCAAUUAUCUUACUUGCUGGGUUUCCAGAAAGCUGGUAUGCGUGGCGCAAACUGAUGCCCAUACUUGCAGAGUCGUUCUUUGUCGUCGCCAUUGACCUACCAGGACAAGGCGAUUCCGACAAACCUGGCGAUGGUUAUGACACCUCAACGGUAGCCAAAAUUGUCCAUGGAUUGGUUGAGAAAUUGCAAAUACCCCGGUAUCAUCUUGUUGCCCAUGAUGUCGGCGCAUGGGUCGCUUUCCCGUACGCACUGCUGUUUAGUGAGGAAAUCGAACGAUUGGCUCUGUUAGACGCCGGAAUUCCCGGAGUCACACUCCCAGAUAAGCUUCCCACUAGUCCUGACACUGCAUGGCGCAUUUGGCACUUCCCGUUUCAUGCGGUUCCCGACUUGCCCGAACUUUUAAUUAGCGAUAAAGAGCGUGUAUAUUUGGACUGGUUCCUUCGCCGCAAAAGUGCUGAUCCAACAAUUUUCACCGAAGCUGAUUUGGACGAAUAUGAGCGCAUCUUCUUGCAGCCUGGGGCACUGCGUGCGGGCCUGGCUUACUAUAGAGCUUGCGGAAAAUCUGCUCAGCAAAACAAAGAGUUACUCAAGAACGGUAAACUUGCUCCGCCAUUGCUUGCAGUGUCAUCGGACCAGGGCUCAAUUCCCAACAUGGCCAAGUCUUUAGAAGCUUUUUCGAGCGAAGUAGUGGGUGCUACCAUCGAAGAUUGCGGCCAUUUCAUUCCCGAAGAACAGCCUUCCCGUUUGGCUGAUGAAUUAAAGAAAUUCUUAGUUCCCAAGAAGUAG
Messenger RNA from Lachancea lanzarotensis, 879 nucleotides. RefSeq names its product LALA0S01e00452g1_1. NCBI's taxonomy places the organism in Eukaryota, Fungi, Ascomycota, Saccharomycetes, Saccharomycetales, Saccharomycetaceae. The record is from RefSeq and is a predicted model, not a curated record. Bases 1 to 879 code for a protein of 292 amino acids. Gene Ontology annotation, molecular function: hydrolase activity. The transcript has a single exon.